Molecule: messenger RNA, 3811 nt
Organism: Grus americana (Whooping crane)
Lineage: Eukaryota; Metazoa; Chordata; Aves; Gruiformes; Gruidae
Gene: RNLS
Product: renalase, FAD dependent amine oxidase
Exons: 7
Coding region: 19-1041 (340 amino acids)
Cellular component (GO): extracellular region
Molecular function (GO): oxidoreductase activity, acting on NAD(P)H
Source: RefSeq, a predicted model, not a curated record
GGCGCGGCGCGGCGGGCCAUGGCGCGGGUGCUGGUGGUGGGCGCGGGGCUGACGGGCGGCGCCUGCGCGGCGCUGCUGCGGGGGGUGGCGCUGGUCCGCGUCGCCGUCUGGGACAAGGCGCGCGGAGCAGGGGGCCGCAUGAGCACGAGCCGCAGCGCGCGGGACGCCGCCUGCACCGCGGACCUGGGCGCGCAGUACAUCACCCUCGAGACUGAGCGCGCGGGGCCGCGCCGCAGCUUCUGUGAGGAACUUCUGUCUCACGGCAUCUUGAAACCGCUGACUGCACCCAUUGAAGGAAUGGUAGUGAAAGAAGGCUCGUGCAAUUAUGUGGCACCCCAGGGCAUCUCCUCGGUUGUCAAGUAUUAUUUAAAACAGUCAGGUGCAGAUGUCUUCUAUGAACAGCAUGUAACUCACAUCUGUCUCCGAGAUGGGAAAUGGGAAGUCUCCAGGAAAAUGGGACCGCCAGAACAGUUUGAUGUAGUUAUUCUCACAAUGCCUGUUCCACAAAUUCUUCAGCUGCAAGGUGACAUUGUAAACAUAAUUAAUGAAAGUCAAAAGCAGCAACUGGAAUCUGCAAGCUACUCCUCCCGCUACGCUCUGGGACUUUUUUAUGAAGCCAGUACACGGAUUGAUGUCCCCUGGGCUGCACAGUACAUCACCGAUAAUCCCUGCAUACGCUUCAUCUCCAUCGAUAAUAAGAAACGCAAUAUAGAGUCUCCUGAAAUAGGUCCCUCAGUUGUAGUUCACACAACUGUGACGUUUGGAAGCGAGCACCUGGAUUCAGACCCUGCAGAGGUGCAGCAGUUAAUUCUCAGUCACCUGGAGAGGAUUGUGCCAUCCUUGCCUAAACCAGCCAGCAUCAAGUGUCAGAAAUGGAGAUAUUCUCAGGUUACAAAAGCUGUGCCCAAUUUUCCGCGACAAAUGACUCUUCAUACUCAACCUCUCCUGAUUUGUGGGGGUGAUGGAUUUACUCAAUCCAACUUCAAUGGCUGCAUAGAUUCUGCUAUGAGUCUUGCAGAGGCUGUAAAGUCUCAUUUGUAGCAAUUUCUAAGUCAGCUGCUAAACAUAGUCAAGAUUUAUGAUGAAUUUUACUAAUAUGGCUUGAAUUCUAGUUUAAUGUUAACAUCACUGGCUUCUAUCUUGCAAAAUUAAAUAAAGGAAGAUCUAUUGGUAAUAAUUCGUAAUAAUUGUUGGGAUGGAAUUGAAUUUUCCAAGAUCUGUGCUGUGAGUUGUUACUUUACUUGAAGUAAAGCUUUUUCUGGCUCUAGUCAGAGGCAUCGAGCUGCAGCAGUCUUGCCAGGUCUCCUGAUACUUUUACAGCCCAUGAAAAUUAUGUCAAGGAGAGAAGCCUGACUUGAAGCAGCCCAAAAACCCAUGGAGCUGCAGAGUUUACUCCUUCUCUGAGCACUUGGAAGUGACAGAAGGAACACGCACAAUUGAUCCCAGAGCUUUCAUACAUACCUGUGGUCAUUUCUUGUGGUGCAGAUCAGCCCUGGUCAGUGUUACUGUGUUGGCCAUGGGGAAUCAGCGAUGGGGCCUACCUUGCUAUGCUUCUCAAGUUGUGCGGCCUAGGCAGGGUCUAACCAUAUCGACUCAAGGUCUAACCAUGUCUCUGGGCAUCGACAGCUUUUAAGUGAGGGAUAGUAGUUGUCUGCCGACCAGCUUUCUUAGCCCAUGGUUUUCUGGAGCCCUGGUUGCAGAUUGCUGUAAGAGGUCAUUUCAAGAGCUUGAUGACGUUACUGUCAAUGGUGCACCCCUGAACCAUGGUACCUGCCCUGGGUGCAGUCUAAGCAGCAUCAGCCCAGCCGUGCUCGUAAAAGAAAGAAUGGAGAGAAGGUGAAAGAGAAGGUGUGCAUGUUUCCAGUGCUCUCAUAGCAAUAGGGCUGCUAUCGCAGUCAUCUUGGGAAUAGACACUGACAGCUGGGCAGUAACAUGAGUUUAACACAGUAAAGCGGACUGGCCAGGAAGGUGGAUGCACUUAAAAUAGUUCAGUAUUUGCCAGGUUAGAGAGUCACCGGUGCAUCAUGGCUUUCUGCUGGUCCAGGGCCCCCUGAACCAGGAGCAGCCCUUUCCUCCUUCCAGGUGGUGGAGGAAUCGGGGUAGGAUCAGCCAAUACGGAAGGUGGUUUGGCUCCUUUGCCUGGAAAAUGCCGAGAGGAAGGAGGGAAAAGAAUUUAGCUCAGCAUGCUCUGUGGCAGUGUGUUAAUAAGAAAACUCUGCUGACAUUUCAGGCUUAGGGUUACAUCACCACCACCAUAAAAACUCAUUUAAACAGCCAGUCUGAAAAUGAGAUGAGUUCUAGACAGCUCUAUAUUUUGGCAGAACAGGUGUAGAAAUAGAGAGACAGGUCCAGGGAAGGAUAUAAAUACAUGUGUGAGUGAUUUGAAAUACUAAAAAAAUAAACAGCAAGUAUAAUUGUGUUGAAAAUACUACCUAUCACAGUUUCAAGUAUUUCUAAGCUACUAAACUGUGUUUCUGUGAAGUCGAUUUUGAAAUUACUCAGAAAUUAACCAAGAAAUCAUUUAUUUAUUCUAAAUUUGAUUUUAGCUUACCCUUCUUCUUAAAUCAUGUAUCACAAGUUUAGUACCUCUCUCUACUACAGCACUAAAAAUAACAAAAUGCUAUUUUCAGCAGAGAGAAUUUUAACCAUUAGAGAAGUACAAUUCAGCCUCUUUUUCUGAUACCCCUGCCUUUCACAAAAAUCCAGCAUCCUGUAUUCAUAGCAGCUGAACACUGUAAUUUACUGCUGUGCUUGACCAUUUCUAAUACGGUAUUUUAAGUGACACGAAGAACUUUAAAACUUAAGUUAAAAACCAUCUUUGAAGGAUAUUUCAUGAUAACAUGCAGGUUUUUUAUUGAUUAUUUUUUUCUUCUUUCCAUGAACUCCUCAAGUUUAAAACUAGGUGUUGUGUUGUGUCUGAACCAACCAGCUCCAAACCCUCAGGUUUCAGUCACUGCAUGUUGUAUAGAAACGGGGAAGAUGAUUGGUGGUCAUGCAUGCUCACAAAUCUUUUACAAAGAGAUGUUAUCUCCUGUGUUCCACAGAUCAAGGUAGUCAUGAAGACCCACUCAGUCAGGGAAUAAAUCUAAUCUCGUCAGGCAUUUAGUAUCAACUAAUUUAGCACAAGCUCAAAAGCAGCCAAAGUCCCAGCUGAAGUAAGGUUUUGUGUCGCAGUGUUGGAAAACCUUAACCAAAGAGCUGUACCCCGUGGAGGGUGGCAUGCGAAAGCAACCAAUCCUCAUGUUUCCUAUGUGAUCCUCAGCUUCCUCAGCUUCCACCCAGAGCCGGCCAUCCUGCGGGAGUCGGUCCCCAAGGGAGUAACAUGCUGAACCAUACAAGAGGGUUUUCUGCUGGGUUAUCAGUUCCCCUGGAAAGCGUCGGCAGGGCGAGCGGGUCAGCCAUUGCUGGACCCAUGGUGAUGGUUUCUGGGGACCUAUCCCACCAGUCUGCCUUCAUCCAAGCUGUGCCUUAUGGAGGGAUGUGGGUCCUUUACCUGCAGGGGUGAAGGAGCAGGCUGUACCUUCAGGGGAUCUUUCCAGACUCUUUGCUUGUGCUGUUGUCCUCAUCUUCACUCUUUGUUUUUUGCUCCAUUCUUCAAAGAUGGAUUUUGCAUUAAAACACGCUAAAAUUUGCACUUCCUUCCCCUUCCUUCAGUUUUGAAUGGAAGCAAGCCAAACCACUAAAAAUCCAAAUAAAGAUCAAUCCUGAAAGUAUGUGACAUGCAGAAAACUGAAAAUUAGGCAUCUUUGACUCAACACUGUGUUGUUCCUCUUGCCGCCUCGCAAAUGGGUAUGUUCUGAAGAGUCGUGAU